Messenger RNA from Leguminivora glycinivorella, 4062 nucleotides. RefSeq names its product transcription factor CP2-like protein 1 (gene gem). Gene Ontology annotation, molecular function: RNA polymerase II cis-regulatory region sequence-specific DNA binding; DNA-binding transcription activator activity, RNA polymerase II-specific. Gene Ontology annotation, cellular component: nucleus. The record is from RefSeq and is a predicted model, not a curated record. Gene Ontology annotation, biological process: regulation of transcription by RNA polymerase II. The transcript has 21 exons. The coding region runs from base 1201 to 3270 and encodes 689 amino acids. NCBI's taxonomy places the organism in Eukaryota, Metazoa, Arthropoda, Insecta, Lepidoptera, Tortricidae.
UCUUCGAUCAGGACGUUUAAAAAGUUCGCGAUUUGUCUUUGCGCGAGUGUUUUUUUUUUCUUUUUCACUUUUUUUCUUUCGUGGCUUCUUAACUGCCAGUUGUAAUUGUGUUUUUACUUUUUAUGCAUAGUUGUAAGUGGCCAGUGUUUGUGACAUUAAGCGUGUAAUUAAUUUCCGAGAACAGGAAAAGCAGUGUUCUCUAAAUUAAAAUUACAAGACAAUUUGUGCAAAUUCAAAUAGUGCACAUUGACUGUUAGCAAGCCAACGUUAAGACUGAAAUAUCUAGUCAAUCAGCGCCAUCUAUAUCUAAGUUCCAGUACUUAAGACAACGCCAUCUAUUGUGAAGAAGAUAUACAAAUUGGACUGAACUGCGUUUACUAGUCGCCGAAUUAGCAAAUCAUUUUUAAAGUCUUAUAUUUCAAAAUCAUAUAAACAAGGAGAAUAAAGAAGAAUUUAAGGAAAUAACGACUAUGAAAAAGAAACUGGUAUCAUCUAAUGAAAGUCAUUGAAAAUCAGUAAAACUGGGGGUAAAAACAGAUAUCGUUGAGUUUCGGCCGGCCGGUGAUAAGAGUAUCUCAACCGUAUUGGUACUAAAAAUACAGUUCUCCAUGUGGUGGCAAAACCAUCUCCAGAAGAGACCCGAACCGUCAGCCAACACCAAGAGAUCCACAGUUGCCCAGUCAUCAUCCACCAGAACAUUCGGGCAACUGGUCAUAUAGCAGUCACUCAAAAGGAAGCACCAUCUCUUGGUAUACUAAGAAUACUCCAUUUAAUGUCUGCGCCAUCUGACGUUGAAACUGAGAACUAAAAUACAAGUUGCUUAUAAAGUCUACUUGACAAGACAACCGUGGGUUUCCACAUGAGAAGUCUGAGAAUUGGUCAUCAUAAAAAGGCAGCGACAUCUCUUGGUAAUCCCAACAAACCACUUGACAAGUGUCUCCAUCUAUCGAGUAGUUGACAAAGACACCAGUUAUUCCGGGCAACUUAGAAAACAACGCCACCUACAGAAGAGAUUUUAUAGAACAGGACUUCGCAAACAUUUUAGUGUCGCCAUCUGUCGGAUAAUUACAAACUAAAGUGACAAAAACAAGUGAUUUUGCAAACUGUUACGCUUCUGCGGCUUUUAGCCCUGUACCUUUUUAAACCCGUUAGCGAAGUGAACCAGUGUAAACAACAGCUGUAAUCACGGAGUUCUUCAAUAUGGUGGAGGAUACGGCGGCGGCGUCCGAGCGAGUCUCGGCGGCUGCCGUGCUGCAGUUCGCUGCGCGUGAGGCGCGCGAGGGCCGACGGCUUGCGGAGUUCGGGGCGCAUGCGUUCGCUAGCGUCUCAUAUAACACUUAUGCGGCCGUCGGCGACAUGGGUGGGAGCGGGACCAGCUCGUCCUCCUCGCACCUCUCGCCCGGCUGGCAGGUCAACGACCUCGACUUGGACUUACCCGGAGAACUGUCUAUGAAUGAAGCGCUACUGUCGCUACCGUCGCUGGCGGUAUUCAAGCAGGAGGCGCCAUCGCCGACUGGCGCCGUGCUGUCGCCGCCGCGCCGCGCCUGGCCGCGCCGCAUGCCCGACAGACAGAUGAGCGACAUGGUGGUGGACGGGCAGGAGGAGCAGCCCUCCCCCCCGCACGCCGCGCUGCUGCCGCCGCAUGCGAACAGCCCUGAGAGCAUGCAAUGUCAGCCCAACAUGCAGGGCGGUAUGAUGCCAAUGAGCGGUUACCAUUCACCACCCACACUCGACAAUAAAAAUGGCGGUCUUCUGAUGUGCUCGCCAGUGAGCUCGCUAGAUGGGUUCCUGCACUCGCCGGCUCAGCCUCGUCCCGAGCCCAGCUUUAAGGAUGACACCAGCGGGCUGGGUAUGGAAUAUUGCUGCGGGCGAGGCAGCCAAUGGGACGGGUGCUAUGACGUGACCCACACUUACAUAACCAAGUUCCAAUACGUGCUUGCGGCAGCGACAUCUAUCGCCACCAAACAGAACGAGGAGACACUCACUUACCUCAACCAGGGACAGCCUUACGAAAUCAAACUGAAGAAGUUGGGAGACCUGUCUCACUACAAAGGGAAGAUAUUGAAGAGCGUGAUCAAAAUCUGCUUCCACGAGCGCCGCCUGCAAUAUAUGGAGCGCGAACAGAUCGCGCAAUGGCACGCGGAGCGACCUGGCGAGCGCAUUGUCGAGUUGGAUGUGCCCCUGUCAUACGGAGUGACUCGCGCCCAGCAGCCUGCCUGCUUGAACUCGCUACACGUGUAUUGGGACCCUACCAAAGAUGUCGGAGUCUACAUCAAGGUGAACUGCAUCUCUACGGAGUUCACCGCCAAGAAACAUGGCGGCGAGAAAGGGGUGCCAUUCCGUAUCCAAGUGGAGACUUACCUCGCCAGCGAUGAGAACACUCGCUUGCACGCCGCUGCUUGUCAAAUCAAGGUGUUCAAACUGAAAGGCGCCGAUCGCAAGCACAAGCAAGACCGCGAGAAGGUGAUGCGUCGUCCGCGCUCAGAUCUCGAGAAGUACCAACCUGGCUGCGAAGCCACUGUGCUCACCACGCUGUCAAACGACGCGCUGAUGCCGCCCCCGUCUCUGGUGACCUCCUCACCCCCGUACUCGCCUGAGCUGUGUGUGGUCCCAAAGACUGCCACAAGCCCCAUAGGAAACAAACCUUUGCAACAACCUGCCAUACUUGCUUCUUCGAACCAGAUGAAGCCAUUAUACUGCCAAGAGGACUCUGAGAUGAAAGUGACCACAUCGCCGUGUCACUCCCCCGGCGCCAUCUUGCCUGAUCUGCCGCAACCCGCCGAAGAUCCCGACAAGAACCCGGGCCUGUCGGCCAGCGCGGGCGCGGGCGACACGGCGGCGUGGCUGGCGCGCCACCGCUUCGCGCAGCACGCCAGCACCUUCGCCAACUUCUCCGGCGCCGAUCUGCUCAGACUGUCCCGUGACGAUAUCAUCCAGAUCUGCGGUCUGGCUGACGGGAUUCGACUAUUCAACGCUCUCCAUGCCAAACGCAUCGAGCCGCGCCUCACCGUGUACGUGAGCGCGGGCGGCGGCGUGUACUCAGCCUUAUACCUGCACUCCUGCCGCGCGGCUGAACUGCUGCAGAAACUGCAGGCGCUGCAUCGCGCGCACGCGCAGGGACACAAGCAGGAAGUGGACACGGUGCUGGUGUCGGGUCCCAACGGCGCGCGCGUGCGCCUCACGGACGAGCUGGUGCGACAUCUGCCCGACAACUCCACCUACCGUCUGCAGCGUGUCGAAGACGCUCUACUGCUGACUAGUGAACAGUAGACAGCCGAGAGGAUACAGGGGCCGGGAGACUUCGGAACAUAUGUUAAUAUCGAGUCGUAAUCAAAGAGACGCACUUCCCGACCCCUGAAAAUAGGUAGUGUGCUAUACUCGACAAGUUCACCUACCGUCUGCAGUGUGUUGAGGAUGCUCUACUGCUGACUAGUGAACAGUAGACAGCCGAGAGGAUACAGGGGCCGGGAAACUUCGGAACAUAUGUUAAUAUCGAGUCGUAAUCAAAGAGACGCACUUCCCGACCCCUGAAAAUAGGUAGUGUGCUAUACUCGACAAGUUCACCUACCGUCUGCAGUGUGUUGACGAUGCUCUACUGCUGACUAGCGAUCAGUAGACAGCCGAGAGGACACAGGGGCCGGGAAACUUCGGAAAAUCAACUUGGUGAGACGCACUUGCCGGCCUCUGAAUAUAGUAUCUGUUUAGUGUGUUUGUGUUUAGUGGGACUGUCCGCAGAAAGUCAGAACUCUCUACUGCUGACCAGCUAAAAUUAACACAGCUACGCGGGACGGGAAACUGGCCACAAGGACCUAACCACAACAGAUAUGUGUGUAGAAGUAUCCAGAACCGUUAAUAUGUAUUAUCAUGAAUUCAUGAUCUAAUAACUGAUCAUAUUUUAAAGGAGCUGUGUGUUACCCCGACUCCUGAACUUAUUACCAAUAUAAUUGACAGCCAGUUAGCUAAGUUGAGCCCAUUGAAAACUGUUAGUCUUUGUACUGUACCCGAGUUUUGACCAAGCGCCUAUGUCGCUACAUCCUGGCAAAAAAUAGUAGAAAAUAUUAG